Molecule: messenger RNA, 984 nt
Organism: Coregonus clupeaformis (lake whitefish)
Lineage: Eukaryota; Metazoa; Chordata; Actinopteri; Salmoniformes; Salmonidae
Product: zinc finger protein 180-like
Exons: 2
Source: RefSeq, a predicted model, not a curated record
GAUCUGAUUAACACCAGAGAGAGACCAGACUCUCACUCUGACAGCGGGAAGAGCCCUUCAGCGGAACCAGACCCAGAGACGCCCAAACCAGCGAGACAACACCACUGCUUCCAAUGUGAAAAGAGAUUUUCCCGAUCAGGGGACCUCAAAGCUCAUGAGAGGACACACACAGGAGAAAAGCCUAUCCAAUGUUCCCAGUGUGGAAAGAGUUUUACCAUGUUAUAUAACCUGAAAAGGCAUGAGAGAAUACACACAGGAGAAAAGCCUUAUCAAUGUUCCCAAUGUGGAAAGAGUUUUACUCAGAUAGGGCACCUAAAAAAGCAUGAGAGAAUACACACAGGAGAACAGCCUUACCACUGCUGCCAGUGUAAAAAUAGAUUUUCCCGAGUAGGGGACCUAAAAGCUCAUGAGAGUACACACACAGGAGAAGAGCCUUUCCAAUGUUCCCAGUGUAGAAAGAGUUUUACCGUGUUAGCUAACCUGAAAAGGCAUGAGAGAAUACACACAGGAGAAAAGCCUUACCAAUGUUCCCAGUGUGGAAACAGUUUUACUCAGUUAAGGAUCCUGAAGGAGCAUGAGAGGACACACACAGGAGAAAAGCCUUUCCAAUGUUCCCAGUGUGGAAAGAGUUUUACUCAGAGAGGGUAUCUAAAAGUGCAUGAGAGAAAACACACAGGAGAAAAGCCUUACCACUGCUCCCAGUGUAAAAAGAGAUUUUCCCGAGUAGGGGACCUAAAAGCUCAUGAGAGGACACACACAGGAGAAAAGCCUUUUCAAUGUUCCCAGUGUGGAAAGAGUUUUACCGUGUUAGCUACCCUGAAAAGGCAUGAGAGAAUACACACAGGAGAAAAGCCUUACCAAUGUUCCCAGUGUAGAAAGAGUUUUACCGCGUUAGCUACCCUAAAAGCUCAUGAGAGGACACACACAGGAGAAAAGCCUUUCCAAUGUUCCCAGUGUGGAAAGAGUUUUACCAAGUUAACUAAC